Conger conger (European conger) is the source of this 3112-nucleotide messenger RNA. RefSeq names its product serine/threonine kinase 32A (gene stk32a). The record is from RefSeq and is a predicted model, not a curated record. Gene Ontology annotation, molecular function: ATP binding; G protein-coupled receptor binding; G protein-coupled receptor kinase activity. Lineage: Eukaryota; Metazoa; Chordata; Actinopteri; Anguilliformes; Congridae. The coding region runs from base 328 to 1548 and encodes 406 amino acids. Gene Ontology annotation, biological process: G protein-coupled receptor signaling pathway; regulation of signal transduction; protein phosphorylation. The transcript has 13 exons.
UUCACUUGCGUUACAGUUAAAACGCGCAGCCCGCGUCGCCAGUCAGCCGGUUGCUCCCCGGUCGGUCGCAGGUGCCCAAAUACUCCGAAAGCUGCAUCUGACGGCUGAUGCCCGGACCAACUCACUCUUCACGUGCCUUUAGUUCGCUGCCUGUUUUUGGAUAUGUGCUUUAUAUGACAAAUCGCUGCAAUUAAAGGUUGGGUUGCAGGUAACAUAAGUCGCCAGUGGAGCCGCAGGCUGAAUGAUGAACCAUUUCCUCGACAAUGUCUCUGAAUUUUAUGAGAUGAUUUCCGUGCUGAACUGAAGAAUUACCAGCACAAUAAAGACAUGGGUCUCGGACAGUCCAGCAAAUCACCUGUCGCCUCGGACACUGAAGAGGUGAAUUUUGACCACUUCCAGAUCCUAAGGGCCAUUGGGAAAGGUAGUUUUGGAAAGGUCUGCAUCGUGCAGAAGAGAGACACCAAGAAAAUGUACGCCAUGAAGUACAUGAACAAGAUGAAGUGUGUCGAGCGGAAUGAGGUCCGGAACGUCUUCAAAGAGAUGCAGAUCAUGCAGAAACUGGAGCACCCCUUCUUAGUCAACUUCUGGUACUCCUUCCAGGAUGAGGAGGACAUGUUCAUGGUGGUGGACUUGCUCCUGGGAGGGGACUUACGGUACCACCUCCAGCAGAACGUGCACUUCUCAGAGAAAACAGUCAAACUGUACGUGUGUGAAAUCGGCCUGGCGCUGCAUUACCUGCGGAACAAGCGCAUUAUACACAGAGACAUCAAACCAGACAACAUUCUCCUAGACGAACAUGGACACGCGCAUCUCACAGACUUCAACAUCGCUGCCGUGGUAAAGGACGACUUGCGAGCCACAUCCAUCGCCGGAACAAAGCCAUACAUGGCUCCCGAGCUGUUCCAGCCCUUUGAGGGGACCCACCCCGGGUACUCGUUUGCGGUGGACUGGUGGUCCCUGGGCAUCACAGCCUACGAGCUGCUGCGAGGCCAGAGGCCAUAUGUCAUGCGGUCCAGCACCCUGGCCAAUGAUAUCCUGCAGACCUUCCACAACGUCCCAGUCAGCUACCCGUCCGCCUGGUCUACGGAGAUCAAGCACUUCUUGGGAAAGAUGCUGCAAAUCGACGUGGAGAAGCGGCUUUCUAGCCUGUCUGAGCUGAAGGAUCUGGAAUACUUGUCCGACGUGAACUGGGACGGCGUCCUCGCCAAACAGAUCCCGCCCGGAUUCAUUCCCAAUAAGCGUAGGCUGAACUGCGACCCCACCUUCGAGCUGGAGGAGAUGAUUCUGGAGUCCAAACCGCUUCACAAGAAGAAGAAGCGUCUGGCGAGGAAAACACGGGAACAUGGACCCAACAGCUCCCCCCAGACGGACAAACUGCAGAAGCGCCUGGAGAACAUUCAGAGAGACUUCAUCGUCUUCAACAGACAGAAAUUACGGAGAGCCAAGGAAGAUGAAGAGGUCAACGACAUCAGCACGAAAGAAAACUAUGAUAUCACGCAAGACGGACAGAACAAUAACAUAGACCCGGUUGACUACAUAUCAGGAUAGGACCUGAUGCGUUAAUGCCCCUGUCUUACCUGUGUGUUACCUGGCUACAGCUCCUAAAAUCGACAUCGCUGCCCCCAUUGCUGGAUCCCCCGAACAUGCCUGACCAGGACAGGGCGGGAAAUGUGACCUGUUCAGCUCGCUGGACCGCGAGGUGCCCGGUCUGAUUGGAUCGGCUGCCAAAAACACUCCGCCUUGGCAUCACUGAGGGAAAACCGCGCUCAGGAAUGUCAUUUGGUUUUGACUCGGCUUCAAUCCGUGCUUUGUAUACAUCUCCGCAAUCUCAUUUUACAGUCAAAUGCGCAGUACUGUGUAGAGCACGGGUGUCCAGACUUAUCCAGUAAGCGCCGGUGUGGGUGCAGGUUUUUGUUUUAGCCUGGCACUGGAAGACCAUGAUUAGAAUCAGGUGUCUUAGUGCUGGACUAAAACAAAAACCUGCACCCACACCGGCCCUCUUUGGAUAAGAUUGGACUCUCCCUGUAUUUAUGGUCGGGGGUGUAUUGAAAUCUGGCUCCUCAAGGCCACACUCUCAGAAAUGAAGUGACAGGGAGAUACAUUUUUGUUCAGUAAAGUACAGUAGUGUUUUCGUUGGGUACAAAUUAGUGCAUUCUCCAAGCAAAAAAAGGUACAAAUUCAUUGUACUAUAUUUGGUAGGGUACAGUUGUAUGUACCUAUAGGUACGGCCUCAAGCACUUUUCACACACUUUCACUUCAUUUCUGACAGUGUGGCUGUGCUGCUGGUCUCCAGUCUUCCCUCUGAUCUGAGUUAAACUCAGGUUUAAACAAGGCGAGUUUAAUCUCUGGCUAAUCAGGGGAAUUGAUAAAUGAACUGUCAGGUUGAAAAGAAAAGCAGCCGUAGGCUACUACUUGCCUGGUCGGCCUGAUUUGAGUAUCACUGAAGUAGCUUUGCACUGUAAUAUCAGAAGCCUUGUUUCAAUGUCUCUUUGAAAGUCGGUUCCUUAAAUCUGUUUCGAAACUGUCCUUUGUGUACACAUCAUCAACAUAGAGAGGCUUCUGAUAUUUUAAAAAGGAAAAAAGAGGAAGAAGAGUCAUUUAUAAAAAGCUUCACUUUCCAUGCCCAUGAGAGACGCCUUAAGUUUCACUAUGAGCGAUGUUUUGUUUUGCUAGCGUUUCGCUACCUAUUAGCAGAUGGUGACAAAUCUGUUUACGUAACUUUGAAAGCUGUGCUUUGUGGGAAAACUUUCCUUGACAGAGAAUGAGGAAAGACUGCAUUAACUGCUUAUGUGUAAUUCAUCAGUUGAAUAAAUAAUAAUUAAUUGGUGAAGUAGGUAGGAAGAGAAAAGCAUACAUUUUUGCAGUAGAUGCUAUUUAUAUAUAUUCGGCACCAAUUAGAGCAAGGGAUUUUUAAUUGCUAGUAACUAGCAAGGAGUUGUGAGAAAUACCAUUGAGGGGCACUGUAAAUACUUGUUUGUACCGAGCGUGAUCUUUGUAAGUGAAAAAAAACAACAACCAACCAUGUAAACAAUAUAAUGUUCACUGUUGCACUGAUAUGAAACAAAAUGCAGGCAAUAUGUUUAUUUCCUGCAAAAUAAAUAUAUUUAAAUUC